GAGACUACUUUUUACAUUUUUUGUGUCACACACAAGCUUGUCUUUGUUUCAUUUACUACUGUUUACUGUUCUUUACAGUAUUUUUUAUUAUGUAGAAACAUUUCAUUAUUUUGAAGGCAUCUUUGCUCUACAGCAUUUCUUUGCAUGUGCCUAAAACUUUUCCACAGUACUGUAUAUAAACGCUCUGCCUAGAAUGUUCUGACACUAGAAUUAGAAUUACAUGAUGAAAGAAUGUAUAAUAGAAUAACACCAGUUCCAUUGGAAAUGGAACUACAGAACUGUAAACGGCGCCCUAGUAUUCUGAAAUGAAUCAUUCCCUGCAAACCUUACAGAGAUCACAAGAGGUCUUCGCCGGAGCAGUUUUUGAGAAGGACGCUCACUCCACAGGUGUUGAUGAGGAGGAGCGUCAUGGCAGAAGGCCCAUUUGAGGCCAGGCAGGUGUACAAACUGCUGGAGUUGGUACGCCAGAAAAACAAAGAACAGAUAAAGAAGUUAGUGCAUUUUUCCGUCUCAGGUCUGAUCAACUGGACAGAACCGAUGCACGGGAACAGCGCACUGCACCUGGCCUCGAUGGCCAAUGAUCUGGAGAUGGCUCAGCACCUCCUGUCUCUGAAAGCUCAUCCUGAUAUCCAGAACAAAUUGGGACAGACUGCAAUGAUGCUCGCUGCACAGCACUGUCAUGACUGCAUGAUGGAGCUUUUGGCCAAUAAACGAGCCAACAUGAACCUAGUGGACAAACAGGGCAAAGGACUGCUGUUUUACUGCAUCGGCCUUACAGAAAGGCAUGCACGAUGCCUGGAGAUGGCGAUUAGCAUGCAUGCAGAUGUUAACAACGUCUCCUAUGCAGGGAAACCUGUGUUCCUGUUCGCCUGUGAACAGGCAGAGUGGUGUGAGAACCUCUGCAUGAGGCUUUUAGAGAGCGGAGCCGAUCCCAACGCCACUGAUCUGAUGACGGGGCGCACGGCUCUGAUGGCGGCAAUGAGAGCUGGAUCUGUUGCACUGGUGAGAAGGUUCCUGCAGAAAGGAGGAAACCCGAACACAGCUGACAGAAUGGGAGUGCACUCUGCUCACAUUGCAGCAGCCAAAGGCCUCUUAGAGGUGCUGAGGAUGUUGUCGGCGUACUCGGCUGAUUUCAACCUGAUGUCAGAGCUUGGAAACACGGCACUGCAUGAAGCUGCAGCUGAAGGCCACACUGAGUGCUGCAGGUUUCUAGUUCAGAGAGGAUGCAACCUGAUGUUGAGGAACAAGUUUGGUUUAAUUCCAAGUCAAAUCGCUAAAGCAAACCGCCACAAAGAUGCUCUGAGAGAACUGAAAAAAGCAGAGGAAGCUUUGAAGCCUGGACGAAGUAAAUCCCCUCAACUCUGGGCAAUCAGGCUGAACGAUUGGUCAUUUGAGCAUGAAGCAGUGCUGAGGAAGGUCUUCCAACCUGCUGUGAAGGGACAGUCUCGUGUGGAGACUGUUUCAAAACAGCAUUUUAUAUCCGUCCUGCAGGCGCUUCAUGCUCCUGUAAAUAAGAGCGAUCUGAAGAAUGUCUUCACAAGUCUUGACAAGGAGAGGAAGGACCUAAUUAAAAUCAGUGACUUCUUCGAAGGACUCGACUACCUGCAGGAAGAAUUUGUGCUCUCACAAAAAGUCACAUUCCCUCUGCCCGGUCUCAGUCGUGACCACCUGCCGGCUAACCAUAUUGAGGACCCUCUUUUGUACUUUGAUGAGCCGAAGGAAAUGCACAUCAACAUGAACCAACACGUGACAAGAGAUCACUUGGAGUCACUGAUGGUAGCGUUCAGUCGGAAUGUCCCAGUGGACAUUAGGGACUGUUUUUACAAAACGCCGCUCAUGACUGCCUGCAGAAGUGGAAAGAACCAGAUAGCUCGCUUCCUCAUCGCACUUGGGGCGGAUGUGAAUGCGUAUGACCAGUUUAAUCAGACUCCUCUACAUCAUGCGUGCUUCGCCGGACACGAGGCCAUCGUCGAACUUUUACUGCAGCAUGGUGCGGUAGUAGAUGCCAAGACCUCAGGUGGAGUAACACCACUAAUGAGGGCCAUCCAAAGCUGCAGAGUCAGCUGUGUGGAACAGCUCAUUAAUUUCCAUGCUAACAUCAACGCCACAAACAAUCGUGGACAAAACUGUAAGAUGCUCGCUCAGUUGUAUGGAAAUAAGAGAAUCUGUGAUUUGGUCAAAAAUGGGUUAGUGCAUGCAGUGACCAGCCAGGCACAUGGAUCACGAGGAAAAACGACAGCAGUACCUCCUGCAGCCAAGAGAAUUUCCAGUUUUCCAGCUGUUUUCGACAAAACCUUCAACUCCUGCAGAAGACCCAUCUUCAGUCAAUGUUUGUCUGAGGAGUCCAGAUUUAUCGUGCAGACCUUAUACUCAUCUGUCUACUCUUCAAUCAACUAUUUCCAUAAGUCUAAUCAAUUUCUUAAAUGAAUUAAUCCUAUUUGAAUUACAGUCUACAGUGUCAGGAUGUUUAUGUUCCUAAAUAAUUCUAUGAGACACUGGUGUGAGUUUCAAAUGUGAAGACAGUGAAAGCAGCUAGACCGUGUUUGCAACUGAAAGCCUGAGGUGUUUUAGGACUGCAAUUGCUAUGAACAGUUUUGCACUCAAGUCUACAUCAUUGAACAGAUGAUAACUUCAACACAAUAGACUUCAAGUUAAAACUAUAAUGAAUUCAGAAAUGAAUUCAGUGUGAUGCUCACAGUCAUAAGAUGCUCAUAAGGUCCUGUUUACACAAUUGUACUUUUUGACUAAAUAGCAUACAGUUAAAGAAGGAAAAUAAUUUAUAAUCGCACUAUCCAGUGUCAGAGACCCACUGCCAGGUUACAGAGUGGGCAGCCAGAACACCGAAAUUAACAUCUCUGAAAGUGGAAAAAGUGUUGGUGUUGGGCACAAUACUGCUGCAGGCCCAUUCAAUCAGUAAUCACAGUUUUGAUGUUUGCUGUGAAAAUUAACUGAAGCUCUUGACCUGCAUCUGCAUGAUUUUAUGCAUUGUGCUGCCACCACAUGACUGGCUCAUUGGAUAACUGUAUGUAUAAUCUGCAUUCCUAAAAAAGUGGACAGUGAGUAUAUGUUAUAUUACAGAAUAAUGUUUGAUAGAUAAUUGAAGAACAAUAGGCUAUUUAUGAUUGUCACUUUAUCCCACGUCUUGUUCCCUUUGUGUACCGUUCCAUACAGGACUGCUGUCUUACUGCAUUUCCUCUACAGAAAGGCACGUACGAUGCCUGCAGAUGGCGGGUAACAUGAAUGCAGAUGUUAACAACGUCUCAUCUGUGAACAGGCAGAGGAGCCUGAGAACCUCUGCAUGAGGCUUUUAGAGAGCAGAGCCGAUCCCAACGCCACUGAUCCGGUUUGUCUUCACAUCGUGUUAAUGCUUAACCUCUCCCAUUAAACCAGUUCCAUCAAAAGUCUAAUACAGGUGUAAACUCUACGUUCUGUCUCUUGAGGUGUAAAAAUGUUUGUUCAUUUUGGGAUGUUGCUGCCGAGGAGGCGCAUGGUGGCCAAGGGACUUAUGACCCUAGUGGGUAAGAGAGAAAAGGAGCAUUUGUGUUGUCUGUUUUUGUAUGCUUAUUAUUAUUAUUAUUAUUAUUAUUAUUACAUACAGUGAAUGUGCAUCUCAGUACCAUCAGUAGUAGUGCUGGAGUUAAGCUGAAGUGAAGUGCUGUUUUAGAGGCGGUUCUAAAAUCAGUAUACAGCAAAGCAACAUUACGUACUAAUUGGAUCAGAAUUUCAAAUCCUGUGCUGAAGAACAAAUAAAAAAUUAAUUUGUGUUUCUUCGCAUCCCUGUAAACAAUAGUAACAAUCCUGAUAAAAACAACUUCAUGCUCAGUGCUCCUCCAGAUGGCAGGUGUAUCCUUAUUUCCUAUCACCUGAGACAGUGCUCCCUCUGGUAAUGUAUGUUGUAUAACUAAUUAACUAGUACUCUUCAGCAAGGUGCUUGUAGCUAACCCAUGACGGUCAAGGAUAACAAAUGGGCAAAUGGACAUGAUCAUUAA
Molecule: messenger RNA, 3989 nt
Organism: Ictalurus punctatus (channel catfish)
Lineage: Eukaryota; Metazoa; Chordata; Actinopteri; Siluriformes; Ictaluridae
Product: ankyrin repeat and EF-hand domain-containing protein 1
Exons: 9
Coding region: 394-2427 (677 amino acids)
Molecular function (GO): protein binding
Source: RefSeq, a predicted model, not a curated record